GGAAUUAGACCCGUGGCUAGUUCUCACUGUGGUCAGAGAGAAACCGGAAGCGGACCAACACUAAUCCCGGGCCGGGACGAACAUCAUACAGGAGUGUAAACAUGGUGGAUAACCGCUAUGCCACGGCGUUAGUGAUCGGCUCCGUGCUGAGCCUGUUGGCCAGUGUGUACCUCUCAGUGGCGAUCGGUACUAAGCACUGGUACCAGUACCGCAGUCCACCAGUCAGCAACGACGCCAACAAUGGCUCAGACCUACGGAAACUGAUGGAAGAUUUCAAGAAUGAGGAUGGAGACGAAGGGAAAUACAGUCAGGCUCUGUUCCGCCUCAACGGCUCUCUGGGGCUGUGGUGGCGCUGCAUCUUCACACCUCAGCAAGACUCGACGAUGGUGUCCGUGUGUCAGGCCUUCGCUUUACCUCAGCAGUUUGAAAUCAAGUACAAACACCUGAAUAGCAGCAGCGGAGAAGAGGACUUCCUGCGCACGUCUCUGUGGCGAUGUCGCUUCAUCUUUCCGCUGCUGUCUCUCGGCCUGGUGUUUCUGGCGGCGCUGGUCGGAGUGUGUGCGUGUCUCUGUCGCAGCCUCACCCCCACCCUGCUGGUCGGGUUCUUGCACCUACUGGCAGGUCUGUGCUCUCUGGCGACAGUGUGCUGCUUCCUGGCAGGAAUGGACCUGCUGCACCAAGCGCUGGAGUGGCCCGAGGGCGUCGACUGGUCUCUUGGCUGGUCCCUGUACCUGGCCCUGAUCUCUUCCCCGCUGCAGAUGAUGGCUGCCGCUCUGUUCCUGUGGGCCGCCAGGAGCCACCACAAGAACUACACUCGCAUGACUGCGUACAGGGUUGCAUAAUUCACACCGCAUCACCCCCCAACUGGAGAACCGGAACACGUGAUCAGCGUACAUCUGAGAAUCAGACACAUCACAUCCACUGUUCAUCUGAGGCCUCACCUGAGUGACUAAUUACUGAGCCUCUAUAGUGUGUUGUAAUCUCCUCAUUACUGUCUUAUUCACCACUAAACCCUGGCAUACAGCGGAGUCCAAACGUCUGAGUGAGCAGUGAAUGUUUCCUCAGCACCACGACACCAUCCUGCAGAAUAUCCAUCAAAAAUAACUUGCUGAUCAUCAUCUGUUCAUCAAUAUCAAACAGAAUAGUCAAACAUAUUCCUGUAAACAUCUACAAAAGUGUGUCAAAUGUGUUUUUAAAUCCGUAGAUUUAUAUAAUUUUUAAGAUAAACCUGGGAUUUGUGAUCUUGUUUCAUUUUCAAGUCUCAGUGGACCUUUUUCUGGCCCUGAAAAAAAGCUCUGCCCCCUUGGCGUCACUCACAGAACUGAUCGGAAGUAAUGUUUCGUCUGUAGAGUUCCUCAUUGACUCUUUCCUACGAAGUGCACAUGAAAGUAAAAUUAGUGGCUUUUAAUUUUUUUAGCAUAAAUAAAGUUAUGUUAAAGAUUUUUGUUGGAAAAUAUAUCGACUUAAAAAAUGUAAAAACACUUCAAGUGAAGGAAUAAUGCUCAAUCAUGAUUGUGGGUGUGGCACAUAAGGACCAAUCUGAUUGGCUGCCACUAAAUGAUAUGAGCAUCUUAUUUGUAUUCAUUUUUUUUUGCUCUGUAUUGCUGUAAUUUUUCUCAUCCUUCAUAUGUCUUAAAAAUAAAUGUUUUGAGUAUUAUAAUGUUCUUCCUCGUAUAUUGCCACAAUGAUAAAGUUUUGACACUCUGUGGUUUCCAGUAAUUACAAUACAAUUAAAUAUUUAUUUGCAUAUUAUAUAUUAUCCCAUUUGAGCUACAGCUGAAGUCUUUUCAUGUCCUGAUUUUAUUUUUAAUUAUCAGAUUUUUAGCUGAAGUUAAGUUUCAGACUUAAAGUGAGUUUGAAAUGGUUUGCUGUUUGGGGGGGGGAGUCCAGUAGCCAUAUUGGGAUAAAUAUUGAGGUGAAUUGUUAAUUUCCCGUGUUCAUGUGUGAAGCUGUCAAAAACAUAAUCCGAUGAGUUUUGUCCACUUUAUUACAGUAAAUUCAGUGUAAUUUCUGUGUAAAUGUCUGUAUACAUAUCAUUUUCAAUUGCAGUUAUUUAAACGGUGCUUUAACCACUGAAGCCUUUUACUAAUUUUAUUUUUCUUUCUUAUGGUCUGGAUUAUGGUCUUCAUGACGCUUAUAACCUGUUUUUUAUUUUUUUAAUCCUCAUAUUGGAAUUUUUUUAUACUUCACAAUCACUUUAAUUCUGUAUUACGGCUGUUGUGUGUGUAUUUAUGUAUUUAUAGAUGCGUUGAAGUUUUUUAGCGAGUUGGAGUUUUCAUGUGCCUCAUGAUUUCUCUGAAACCGGAUGCAGUACCUGAAUGCGGAGUUGAAACAGAUACCUCACAGUCAGGAGGAGACACCAGAACAGUCUACUGUGACAUGUCAGUGCUGUCCAGAUUACCGUCUGUGUCUUUUAGGUUUUUCUAUGUGUUUUUAUAUUCCUACAUUUCAAAGGAGUGAUCACAAUAAAUGUCUUUCCAACUGGAA
Messenger RNA from Neoarius graeffei (lesser salmon catfish), 2487 nucleotides. RefSeq names its product claudin domain containing 1b (gene cldnd1b). Gene Ontology annotation, cellular component: membrane. The transcript has 5 exons. NCBI's taxonomy places the organism in Eukaryota, Metazoa, Chordata, Actinopteri, Siluriformes, Ariidae. The coding region runs from base 102 to 842 and encodes 246 amino acids. The record is from RefSeq and is a predicted model, not a curated record.